Amyelois transitella is the source of this 1815-nucleotide messenger RNA. RefSeq lists its product as uncharacterized. Lineage: Eukaryota; Metazoa; Arthropoda; Insecta; Lepidoptera; Pyralidae. The transcript has 2 exons. The coding region runs from base 50 to 1522 and encodes 490 amino acids. The record is from RefSeq and is a predicted model, not a curated record.
CACAUCGCUUGUUUCCGUGGUCGCUGGAGCCCGGCGAUACCGCUUCAAUAUGUAUAGCCUGCUGGUGCUUGCAUUUGCGGUUGGCUUAACAUCAGCAGAUGUUGGACUUGGUUACCAUUACAAGCCCCCGACAUCUUUUGGAUCCUAUAGAGUGCCACCACAGCAAGCCAGUGCUAAUAAUGGUCAAUACAAUAUUGGUUAUUAUAACAGCCUUAAUGGGUUCAACUAUAAAUAUACAGACCACAAUGCAUAUCCUGGACAAACCAUUGGUUUUCAGAAUACUGCCAAUAACGCUUAUCAAGUAAAUGGAGUAAAUCAAGGUUUCAAACCAGCAGUUAUUAAGGGCGAUCUUGGAACUAAUUAUGAUUUCCAAAAUACCCUAAAUAAAUAUCAAGCUGCCUACAACAGAGGCAAUAAUUACAAAGAGGCAGCUUCUUUUCAAAGUCAAAAUAGUGUUAAUUACGCUAAUGUUAAUGGUAUCAAUAGAGAACAGGCAUUCCAAAGCGGUUACGAAGUAUCGUCUCAAACACCACAAGUGUUUAAACAUUUCUACAUUCACGCCGCCCCUGAAGAUGAAGAUUCACCAAAACUACGGACACCAUUAGUGUUACCACCACCACAAAAACAUUAUAAAAUAAUAUUUAUUAAAGCUCCUACACAAUUGUCUAGUACACAAUUCGUUCCCGUGCCACAACAAAACGAAGAGAAAACGAUUGUUUAUGUUCUCGUAAAUAAACCUGAGGAAGGUCAAAAUAUUGUUACACCAAAAAUAGAACAAAAACCACCAGCAAAACCUGAAGUUUACUUUAUUAAAUAUAACAAUAAGGAGGGAUCUCAAGCAGUCAUUGAAAAUAUUGUGAGAGAUUACAAUAAAGGGCAGUCUGUCAGUUUUACUAAUGUUAAUACGGGAGCCGCAUCAUCUUCUCCUCAACUUCAAGGAUCGCUUGGUGUAACAGGUGCGCAAAUAGUAAACACAGAUAGUAUUGGGUCAUCAGGUGCACAAAUAGGAGGAAAUACUGAAUUUGGUACAUUAAGCACACAGUCCGGUUUUGUCUCAAAUCCUUUGCUCCAUUCCGCUUCUGGACAUUCAGAUGGAACAUUAUCUUCAAUAUCAGUUGACAAAACUUUAACCAGUACUUCAAGUGAUACGGGUUUCAACAGUGGUAGUAAUUUGGGUCUCAACGGUGCUUCAGACAGUGCUGGAUUCAAUGGUGUUUCUAGUAGUGCUGGAUUCAAUGGUGCUUCAACCAGUUCUGGAUUUAAUAGCGUUUCUACUAGUUCUGGAUUCAAUGGUGCCACAAGUGGGAUUUCGAACGGCGAAUCAGCAGGCAGCAGUGCUUUUGGAAAUGGGUACAACAGUGGUUUUAAUAACAAUGAAUACAACAUUGCAUCCACCACCAGUGGUACGAUAUCGACGGGCGCGGUCAAUUCUUUAACCGAUUCACAAUAUAACGGUAGUACUAUUUCUACUAGUCAAGGAGUACCUCACGAGACUUAUGGCAUUCCUAAAUUCAGUGUGUGAUUAAAUCAGUAGUUCAAUAAGUAAAAUUUCAAAAGUGAAUUAAAUCGGGUAUCUUUUUAUUGAUGUUAAUAUAGUAUAUAUCAUUCAUUCAUAAUGACAGUAAUCAAUAGUAAACUUGCCUAACCUCUGAACAUAGGUAUCUGAAUAUAACUUAUUCAUAUUUCUAUGCAUAUGCAAAAAAGUCUAUGUAAUCACACUAAUUACGUGUAGUGCGUUAUGUGGAUUGUGUUCUAAAGAAUCCCAAAUUUGUGGUGAAAUAAAACUAAUAUGCGAGUAGAUGCCCAAUUUUUUAU